ACAUUUGCAGAGUCACUCCAGAACAUCCAGAGCAUCACAAGAAAAGAUAUGGGAGGAGAAGAAUCCAAACCAGCCCCACCCCCACCCACACCUCCACCUUCUCCUUGUUUAAGACAGCCAUGGAGGACUCUGCCGACGAGCACUGAGGACAAUCUCAACUUCAUGAAAUCUUACCAACCUCGAAACAAAGGAAUCAAACAUCUCAGGAUUCUGCUUCAUGGACCGGUCGGUGCCGGCAAGUCCAGUUUCAUAAACUCUGUUGAAAGUGCUUUGAGAGGCGUUGUUAUAAAUCGAGCUUUGACGGAUGCGACCUCUGGGAGCAGCUUCACCCUAAAGUACCAAACAUACAAAAUUCAAAAAGAUGAGCAGAGCUUCUAUUCUAUUGUUUUCAACGACAUCAUGGGCUUGGAGGCAAACCUCAACAAUGGAGUCCAGGUGGAAGAUGUCAAACUGGCCCUGCGGGGACAUGUGAAAGAUGGUUACAAGUUUCGUACUAAUGGCCCACUGACAGAGAAUGACCCGGGCUAUGAAUCCAACCCCUCUCUGGAUGACAAAGUCCACGUGCUGGUCUGUGUGGUUCCUGUCAGCUCAGUCUCUCUGUUAGAUCACAAAGUCGUGCAGAAGUUAAGAGAAGUCAGACUAGCUGCAAGUGAUCUGGGAAUUCCCCAACUGGCCAUCCUCACCAAAGUUGAUACAGCCUGUCCUGAGGUCAGAUCAAAUAUUCACAACUUGCACAAGAGCAAGUACCUGAAGGAAAAGGUGGAAAAAUUCAGUGCAAUGCUGGGAAUUCCCAUCAACUGCAUCUUCCUGGUGAAGAACUACGAGUCAGAAAUCAACACGAGUGACGACAUCAACGGGCCGAUACUGACCGCACUGAGACAGAUGGUAAACUUCGGAGAAGACUACCUCAACUACAUGUAGACCGUCUCACUGCUGAGGCAGACGAUGCGUGAUGAAGGAACGUCAACACAAACCUGUAACUGUAACCUGCUGUGUGAUUUUCAGUUAUUUGUCAUUUUGUUAUUGUAUGAUGGAUAUAUCAUGUGAUGUAAGGCGUGAUUGAUUCAUUGAUGGUUAAGACAAGAGGAAACAAAGAAUGGAUUUCCUGACCGUUCUUAGUUGAGUUUGACAUUUUGUAUUUAUUAAUGAUGACUGUGUAAGAGGUACAAAAUCAAAAGAGGGACACAAUAUUUAUAUUGUGUAUUAAAUUGUAUAUUUGCAUAAACCAUUGCAAUCAAGUAAUUCUGAAUAUUUACAUUAUGAAAAUGAAAUAAAGAAACUUUUUUGUAAUUCUGCAUGAA
Labrus mixtus (cuckoo wrasse) is the source of this 1301-nucleotide messenger RNA. Its product is annotated as interferon-induced protein 44-like. The coding region runs from base 49 to 921 and encodes 290 amino acids. NCBI's taxonomy places the organism in Eukaryota, Metazoa, Chordata, Actinopteri, Labriformes, Labridae. The record is from RefSeq and is a predicted model, not a curated record. The transcript is spliced from 8 exons.